AUGAAUAGAGGCAGAGGUGGAUUCAGAGGCGGACGCGGAGGCAGAUCCGGUCCUAUUCAAUAUGGCCCUCCAGAUACAGUAUUAGAGAUGGGUUCAUUCAUGCAAGCUUGUGAAGGUGACAUUGUUUGUCGUUCUAUAAACGUUAAAAUUCCAUACUUUAAUGCCCCAAUAUACUUGGAAAAUAAGACACAGGUUGGGAAAGUGGACGAAAUCUUGGGUCCAUUAAAUGAAGUAUUUUUUACAAUCAAACCAUCAGAAGGUGUUAAAGCAGAAUCUUUUAAAGAAGGGGAUAAGUUUUAUAUUGGUCCUGAUAAGUUAUUACCAUUAGAAAGAUUUUUACCAAAACCACCAAGUGUGGGUCCAAAACCUAAAAGGAAAACUGGUGGAAAAUCAGCAGGUGGAAGCAGCCGUGGUGGAUUUUCAUCUAGAGGUGGUGGCCGUGGCGGAUUUUCAUCUAGAGGUGGUGGUCGUGGUGGAUUCUCAUCAAGAGGUGGUGGCCGUGGUGGAUUCUCAUCAAGAGGUGGUGGCCGUGGUGGAUCCCGUGGAAACAGUAGAGGUGGAUUCAGAGGAGGAAGAGGAGGAAGAUUUUAG
Messenger RNA from Candida dubliniensis CD36, 591 nucleotides. It is a transcript of the gene GAR1, whose product is annotated as H/ACA snoRNP pseudouridylase subunit. Gene Ontology annotation, cellular component: box H/ACA snoRNP complex. Gene Ontology annotation, biological process: ribosome biogenesis; snoRNA guided rRNA pseudouridine synthesis. The record is from RefSeq and is a predicted model, not a curated record. The transcript has a single exon. NCBI's taxonomy places the organism in Eukaryota, Fungi, Ascomycota, Pichiomycetes, Serinales, Debaryomycetaceae. Gene Ontology annotation, molecular function: box H/ACA snoRNA binding. Bases 1 to 591 code for a protein of 196 amino acids.